AUGCCGAAGCCAAGAACGAAAAGACAAGCCAUUCGCGACGAGCGAAAGAAGAAGAGGAGAGAGGCUCACGAGGAAAACUUCGAAGAACCGCAAUCGAAGCGCAGACGCGUUGAGGGGGAAGAGCAAGAAACCGAGGAGCCCAUCUACGAUGAUGCGGGCGAGCAACAGCAACACUUCCCCAGCAAUGGCCCCGAGAAGGAAUUCUUCGGCAUGCUCGCCGACGAAGAGCAGGAGUACUUCCGUCGCGCUGACGAACUGCUCGAGCUGAACCAGUUCCCCUCCUCUGAGGAGCGCGAUGUCUUCCUGCAAAACAUUUACAAGGAGGCCCGGGGUAAGGAACUCAAGCUCGCCAGCAGUCAAUCGCUGUCACGGUUGAUGGAGCGUUUGAUUCUCCUGUCCAACACGAAGCAAAAGAAACAGAUCUUCAAUGCCUUUGCCGGCCACUUUCUGUCUCUUGUUCAGCACCGAUUCGCAAGCCAUUGCUGCGAGACGCUGUUUUUGCAGUCCGCCCCCUUGGUUACGCAGGAAUUGGGAGGCCUUCUUCCGGAUGAGACAGCCGAGGACGACGAAGAACAAAACGAGGGCGAGGAGGGUGCUCCGGCGGAAAACACCAUGGAGAAUCUCUUCUUGUUGACUCUGGACGAGUUCGAGCAGCACAUGGGAUUCCUUCUCACCGACCGAUUCGGCUCUCACACCUUGCGAGUGCUCCUCGUUGUCCUUUCUGGUCGCCCGCUGGAGGAUUCGGCUACCAAGUCGAUGUUGAAGAGCAAGAAGAAGGAACACAUUUCAGUUCACGGAGCCGCGGCAUCGUCCAACGAGCUCAGCCACCAGUUGAGAGCCGUCCCCGAGUCUUUCACGCUCGCUACCAAGAAGAUCAUCCAGGAUGCCGUCGCCGGCAUGGACUUCACGGCUUUGCGCGUUCUCGCCAAGCACCCGACUGGCAACCCCCUCCUACAGCUCCUGCUGGAACUCGACAUUUCCCUCAACCACAAGAGCGACAAGUCGUCCGCCGCGUCCAGCAAGGACACUCUCCUGUAUAGACUCUUGCCGGAUGCCCCCGCAUCUCUCAGCGACAGCACUUCGCAGGCGGCAGACUUCGUCAACAGCAUGGUUUACGACCAAAUUGGUUCCCGCCUCCUCGAAACCCUUAUCACGCACUGCCCUGGAAAGAUCUUCAAGGCACUCUCGCAGAACUUCUUUGGUGAGCGCAUCGCAACCUACGUCCGAAACGACAUCGCUUCGUACCCCGCCCUCCGCGUCCUCAACCGUUUCAGCAAGGACGACCUCGUCGAAGCCGUCAAGAAGAUCCUUCCCGCCGUCCCUAUCCUGGUGACCAAGGCCCGAUACAACGUCCUAAAGACCCUCUUCGAGCGCUGCGAGGCCCGUGGCGCGUACGAGGAGAAGUCCGCCCUCACCAGGGCCCUGACCAAUGCCCUGGGCCCCAACCCCAAGGACCUCGUCCCGAAGCUCUGCCACUUGGUGGAGGAUGAGCCCGCCGAGAAGGAGGAGUUCCAGCAAGUGACGCAGAAUAAGACUGCCGUCGCCGCGCACGGCGCCCAUCUCGUCACAGCCAUGCUCAAGACCACCGGCAACCCCUCCAAGGCCGCACAAAAGUCGCUCAUGGCCCUCCCCUCCGAUCUUCUCCUCCAGCUCGCGACGCAGUCCAUGGCAACAGUCAACGUCCUAACGACAGCGCUCGCCAACCCCGCCGCCCCGCAGAACGAAAUCUUCCACAAGGCCCUUGUCGGCGCCCUCGUCCCGCACAUUGGCGACCUGGCUCAGUCGCAGAACGGUCACAACAUUGUCAACGCCAUCAUCGACAUCCCCUCUCGCGGCAAGGACCGCUCCGUGCCGUUCCACGUCAAGCAGACCAUCAUGGCCGCUCUGGCAGAACACGAGCGGACGCUGCGUGACUCGUGGUUCGGACGCAGCGUGUGGCGCACGUGGAAGGGUGACAUGUGGAAGACGAGGCGGUCGGACUGGGUCAAGUGGGCGAAGGAGGUGGACGGCCCGGCGGAUGAGACGAGGCUCAAGCCGUGGGAGAGGAGGAAAUUGGAACAGCAGCAGAAGGGGCCCCUGUCGAGACCGCAGGAGAAGAAGGAACCCGUGGAGGAGAACGGGGAAUAA
Colletotrichum truncatum is the source of this 2127-nucleotide messenger RNA. Its product is annotated as putative pumilio-family RNA binding repeat domain-containing protein. Gene Ontology annotation, molecular function: RNA binding. Gene Ontology annotation, biological process: endonucleolytic cleavage in ITS1 to separate SSU-rRNA from 5.8S rRNA and LSU-rRNA from tricistronic rRNA transcript (SSU-rRNA, 5.8S rRNA, LSU-rRNA); endonucleolytic cleavage in 5'-ETS of tricistronic rRNA transcript (SSU-rRNA, 5.8S rRNA, LSU-rRNA); endonucleolytic cleavage to generate mature 5'-end of SSU-rRNA from (SSU-rRNA, 5.8S rRNA, LSU-rRNA). The record is from RefSeq and is a predicted model, not a curated record. Lineage: Eukaryota; Fungi; Ascomycota; Sordariomycetes; Glomerellales; Glomerellaceae. Gene Ontology annotation, cellular component: nucleolus; 90S preribosome; preribosome, small subunit precursor.